This is a messenger RNA of Blepharisma stoltei, 1388 nucleotides long. Lineage: Eukaryota; Ciliophora; Heterotrichea; Heterotrichida; Blepharismidae. The record is from the annotation of a GenBank genome assembly.
AUGGAGAGUACUCAACAAAAAUUUAAAUUUAGCACCGUGGAAAAUUUGGAAAAUUCCUCUUUGGCUACAAAUUUUGAUCUUUUAUACUCAACGGGGUCACAAAGUCCCAGUGCAGACACAACCUCAACAGAUUUUUCAGAUGACCAACAAGAUUUUGACGACCCAAGUUUUAUGUUAUACUUUAGCAGCUCAAACCUUCAAAGUCUUUCCCCUAACCUUAAACUUAAACUUAAAUUUUUUUCAGGCUUGGCUGCUCCCUUUGUUUACGAGGUUACCAAGGAUCCCUAAAGGGGAUUCACCCUCUUUGCGACAUCGGAAUGGAGACUUCUUCGAGUUAGAUGACUCACCGGGAUACUUACAGCUCUUGCAUCACCUUUCCUCUUCUUCACCACUUGACACCAAGGCACCUGUGAAGUAGACUCUAAUUCUUCGUCUCCUCUCUCUCUUGCUGGCUCCAGUGCUGAGUGGAAAGGCUAUGGACUUCUGUAGCAUGCUGCUUGGGUUGAACGAAGGCUGUCUAUACAAAAAUCCCGAAAAUGGAAUUUCUAGCCAACUAUUGACAAAAAGGAACUGGGGUGCAACUAACAGUUUCACCAUAAAAAGUUGCCCAAAUAGUCUAAAAAUUGAAUUUUUACGCUUCUUGGCUUCACCUUUCCCCAUCUGAAUCUUCCUUUUCCGUCGAAGCAAUAUCCAAUCUGAAAGCGGACUAGGGCUGGCUCUGCCCAUUAUCAGAAUUGCUUCUGGGUAGGGAAAAACUUGUUAGAUAUAAUUAAAUAUGUGCUCAAAAAAAGUGAAGCCGACCGCGAAGCGCUGAAACGAGAUAUUUAAUUAUCCUCUCCCUAAACCAAUACAAGGACACCUACUUGGAAUCCCCGCCAAGCCCAAUGAGCGAGAAGCAAGCCAGAUGCAGAAGGAUCCGGAAAUCAAAGUCUAAAAGAUGGACUGCAGAUGAAGAUAAACUGCUCGUUGAUCUAUAUUUUCAGUACGCUUUAGACUGGAAAACAAUUGCAAAAUUAAUACCAGGCCGAGCCGCAGACGCUGUAAAGAAUCGUUUCUAUGGAGUUAUCAAGAAAAACGCCUCGUUUAGUGAUCAAAAUAGAUUUAAUAUGGCUGCAAAAAAGGCAAGAGAGAGCAAGGCAAGCAGCUAUCAGAUCGUUGUUCAAGAUUAUGAACAGAUUCCUAACACAGACAGCUUUUUGUUUUGCGAACACAGCAAUAAUACUUUGCUUGGUAAAAGUAUUACGGAAUUCCAAAAAGACUUAGAAAAUGAUGCAAGCUCACUGACUCCAGAAGCAAAAAUCAAUUAUUUAAACACAUUAAAGCAGAAAGCAGAAAAGCUUGAGGAGAUGCUCAAAGAGGUCAAAGGGAUGCUGAAUACUCCAAACUAA